This is a messenger RNA of Phragmites australis (common reed), 3511 nucleotides long. RefSeq names its product pentatricopeptide repeat-containing protein At4g17616. The record is from RefSeq and is a predicted model, not a curated record. Gene Ontology annotation, molecular function: protein binding. The coding region runs from base 790 to 2859 and encodes 689 amino acids. NCBI's taxonomy places the organism in Eukaryota, Viridiplantae, Streptophyta, Magnoliopsida, Poales, Poaceae. The transcript is spliced from 2 exons.
GGGGGGUUGCGGCGGCGUUCGUUCCUACUCCGACGAGGGGAGGCGCGCGUGUGCGUGGGGGGCCACGAUGCGAUGCGCGGCAGCGAGGAGAGGCGCGCGGGCGUUGCUAUGUGAGCUCAGCAGCGGAGCCGGGGUGAGGCGGCGGGGAGGUGAGCGCGCGGCGGAGCCGAGGCGUGGCGAGUGGAUGCGGCGGGAGAGAGAGAGAGAGAGAGGAGAGAGAAUGGAUGGACCUGGAGGCUUGACCCCACCAGCCAGCGACCUGACGGCUAUCGAUAUCCUUAAUCUGACGGCUGCAGAUCGGCUGUGCCGCGAUCGCACGGCUGUCGAUACCCCCUGUUCGUGUCAGAGUGUCACUCGCAUCGCAUCAUCACCAAAGAAACCCUCCCUUCGCCGGCGCCGCCGCCCUCCGGCCUAGGCAUUCGUCCGUUCACCGGAUCACGCCGCCUCGAGUCCUUUGCUCGCAGUCGCCGGCGUUCGUCCUCCCCCCCUGUUCCUGACCGACGUGGAUCCGGGAUCCUUCCGGACUCGGGUGGUUUGCACUUACCUUGGUUAGGAGUGCUCUGCUCAGGAUUCCAUCUUUCUUUGCAGUGAGAGUGAGCUAUCGAGUCCCACUCUUUCUCCCUCUCCAUCCAGUUAGUUGCCGAUUUGAUUGCUCUGUGGUACCCUGCUAGCCUAACCCCAUCCAUCCAUUGUUCCCGUUCUUCUUCUACUUGUUCCAAGAACCGGGUGCGUUUUUAACUGAACACUCAUGCCCGGCGUUAGCACUUAACUUCCACCCGGGCAUUGGCAAUGAGGAGCUUGUUUCAGGCGUGCCACCGCUACCGCUGCCUCGCGUUGGUUUCUGGCGCUGCCGAAGCUUCCUUGCCUGACAAUGGCUGCGGGCCAUGGAUGAGGCAAUGCGCUCUUGCUUUCCGGUAUCUCUCCUCAAGCACUAGUUCCAGCAAGAUUCUGCCUUGGGAAGCACCGUCCCGUGAAACUCUGUUGAGGAAGAUAGACGGUGCUAUGAAGGAUGGCAAUAUCGAUGAAGCGCUGCAGGCAUUUGGCAGUUACAAGAAACUGCACGGUCUUCCUGAGCCACGCGUACUGAACAGCAUGAUCAUGUCGUUGUCCUAUGCAUCUAGCCGGAGGUGGCUUCAGAGGGCAUUUGACAUGGUUCUCUCAGUUAAUCAAAUUAACAUCAAUCUUCUUAAUGGUGGCUCGCUGAUGCGGUUAGCAUUGGCGCUUGCGAGAGAUCAGAUGCCUGUUCCGGCCUCCACGGUCCUGAGGAUCAUAUUGGAGAGUGGAAAGCUUCCUGAUGUUGAUAUGCUGAGCAUGGCGUUUCUGCAUAUGGUGAAGUCACAGAUGGGAUCCUAUCUUGCUGCUGAUGUUCUGGCUGAGACUUGUGAGUGUUUCUUGGGCCAUAUUACAGAUAGACGGCAACUGAAAAGAUUGGAUCCAAUAAAGAACAAUGUCACCUUGUUCAAUGUGGUUUUGGAGUCAUGUGUGAACUUCAACUGCAUGAUCAAGGCCCAGAAAAUAAUGGAGCUAAUGUCAUUGAUCGGAGUUGUGGCUGAUGUAAACACAGUGGUGAUCACUAGCCGUGUCUUUGAGAUGGUUGGCCAACGAGAUGAGUUGAUGCACAUGAAAAGAAGCAUAGACUCUUUAACAAAUUUGCCAUUUCUUCAGUACUAUCAGCAUUUUUAUGACAGUCUAUUGAGUAUGCACUUCAAAUAUAAUGACAUGGAUGCUGCUGCAAAAUUGUUAAUCGAUCUGCAUCGGCUACGAAAGCCUGGUGUUUUCUUCAGCAGUGGUUUACAGAAACAAGCUAUGAUACAAAUUGGCUCUGCUAAUCUAAAAACAGGAUAUAGAAUAAUGUUUGACCCCAGAAAAGUGGACAAAGGUUUUGUUUUGGAUACAGAAAGCAAAUUCAGCCUGGUUAUUCUUAUUGAUGGAAAUCUUCUUCAUAGUGAAAAGGCUCUUGCAAAACUUAUUAUAGGCUGUGUGAAAGCAAGGAAUAUGCAUACACUGUCUAGCUUUCUUAUUACAUUACAUAACGAAGAUCUAAACGGAAUUUCUCCUCUGGAUGUGAUCAAUGCAUGCAUUCAGAUGGGAUGGUUGCAUGCUGCUCAUGAUAUCCUGGAUGAUCUAGAGUCAACCGGGAUCCCCGUCGGGAUUAGUAGUUACAUUUCUCUUCUGAGAGCAUAUGAGAAGGAGAAUAAAUCAGAAGAAUUCAAUGGGCUUCUCCAACAGAUACAAAAGAUAGCAUCUACCAUGGAUGAUAUUCAUACUAAUUCGUCAUUCACCAUAAAGAAUAUUGCCAAAAUAGUGAAGGAUGAUAUGCCCCUCAUUUAUUCAUCUUUGUUUGCCACUUUGGUCAAAGAAUUUGAACAUUACAACCCUGGAGACCACUUGACACUAGAGUUCAAUAAUUCAAUUCUUUUCUUCUGCAAGGCAAAAAUGAUGGAAGAUGCUCUGUGCACAUAUAAGCGCAUGAGAGAGCAAAAUAUUAGGCCCACUUGUCAUACUUUUUGCCACAUACUGUGUGGUUAUUCUUCAAUGGACAUGCAUAGGGAGAUCACCAUACUUUGGGGAGAAAUAAAGCGCAGACUUGAAUAUGGUGAGCUAGAUGUGGACAUGGACUUGCUUGACUGCUUGGUUUUGAAUUUCCUUAAAGGUGGAUAUUUUUCAAGGGUCAUGGAGGUCAUAGGUUAUAUGUCAAACCAUAAAUUUUACUGUGACAAGUGGAAGUACAGGCAUGUCUUCCUGAAGCUACAUAAGAAUCUGUAUAGAAAUUUGAAUUCGUUGCAUGAUAAAACAGAAGCUCAGAGCAAAAGAAUUGAACAUGUCCAAGCUUUUAGGUCAUGGGCAGGCAUUAAGUAGAUAGGCCUACUGACCAAAUUAGCCCCUUAAGUUUGGCAAAAGGGUCACUUUUGUCCUUAAGGUUUGAUCCCUCACACUUGCAAAUUGAACCGAAGACACCCUUUGGCAACUUGUCGGUCGAAGCAAUGCGCAUGACUUGCCAGUUGCCACCUGGACCUGAGCAUCACAUGGACAGUAGCACUAGGCUAGGCUUGAGAAGGCGAAGAGGUGUUGCGGCACUGGGCUGGGCUCUCUUUGGAGCAGGAGCUUCAGUGCUAGGGUCACGGCGAAUUUUGGCAUGUGGGCGGCAGUGUAGUUGCCCCAUGGAAUCCAGCAAGCCGUGGUGCUAGCUGAGCUCAACUUGUGUGUGCGGCUGUGUGCGCAUGGUGGAGUUGACAUUGGAUUGAUGUCAUUUGAGUUUUUUGUAUGUUUCAAUCUGUGGCAUUAAGGUGCAACUUCUGGAUAGAAUUUGAAUUCAGUCGCAGAGCAAAGAGAAUCAUGGAGGGAGGAAAGGAGGAAGUCAUGCAUGAAGUUGAAUUUGAGGACAUUGCAUCUAGAAUUUGUACAGUAAUUCUCUGUUCUUCUGUUAGAUGUGUUUUAGGACCUUGUACGAAAAUGCUGAAAACUUAUUUUCCUACAUGUAUUACUUCUUAGCGCUAAGGAUUGCGCACAA